AAUUCUAGGGUUUUAGAAUUAGAAGUUAAAACCCUAGAUUAUCAACUGUGUUUUGCGAUCCCUUAUCCUCUCGAUCUGUUCCUUUGAAAGCCCUAGAUUUUUCUCAAAGUAAAAUCAUCUUCGUUUAUAAUCAUUCCAUUGUCUGUGAUUUCUUGAUUUUUUUGGCUACAUUUCCCAACUGUCUUUCUGUACCUUAAUCAAAGCCCAUUAUCAAUUUUUUUGGUUUGCGACGAUGUCUCGGGUUUAUGUUGGGAAUCUGGAUCCUGAGGUCUCCGAGAGGGAUCUCGAAGAUGAAUUUCUAGCUUUUGGAGUUCUUUGCAGUGUAUGGGUUGCUAGAAGACCAGCAGGAUAUGCAUUUGUUGAGUUUGACUAUCGUAGGGACGCUAUUGAUGCCAUUUGUGAGCUGGAUGGGCCUUUGCAGAUCGUGCCAAGCAUGUAUGGUUCUUUAGAUAUAAAGUUAAAUAAGUUAGCUGCUACCAUUUUUUUUUCCCUACUCCUCAAGCAUGUGAAACUUUCUCAUAAUUCUAAGGGUGGUGGAGGACAUAGUGGAUGCCGUGGUGGUGAAGAUUUGAAGUGUUAUGAAUGUGGAGAACCUGGCCACUUUGCCCAGGAGUGUUACUUGUGCAUUGGUUCAGGAGGUCAACAUCGAAGCCCUAACCCUCACUGCCAUAUGAGUCCAAGUUAUGGGCAUGGGCACAGAAUCUAUAGCCCACAUGGCCGAAAAUCACCCCGACACCGUAGCUUCUCACCUAGUUGUGGUUGCAGCCAUAGCAGGUCCCCUCCAUAUCAUUGUUCUCGCCAUGAUUCUACAUAUGCUAAUGCCAUCAAAAGGGGUGCCUUGGAUGCUGUCUUGUGUUUGCUGGGUGGCAGUCUUCAGUUCAGCAUUUGAAAGAGGGAGGUCUCUUUCUUACUUUGAUUAUUAUUUGCUUGUGCUUAUCUUAUGAGCCUUUCUGUUGAGUUGGUGACUGUGGUAGAUUUAUCUAUUUAACAAGGGAUGAUAGUAAAUGAUUUAAUUGUUUGCUUUGAUCCUGAGGUGUGCUUUUGACGUAAAAUGACGUCCUUUGACCCUUUACUGCAUGGAAGGUGAGUUGGCUCCCUUUGUCACUGCUUCUCUGCACCACUUCAUCUACUUACUGUUGUUUGUGCUCAUUAUAAAGCUUGUGAAUCAGAUGUUGAAAUUGCCUAGUCUCAAUAAAUUUGGUUGCAACCCUUUUGUGAUGUGUGCAUCACCAACAAAGCUUCUAGAACUUAAGAUCUUCGGUGUCUGCUGGCUGGUAAAAGACGAUGGAAUGCCAGAAUUGUCAUCAAUUUGAUUGUUUUUCUGCUUUACAUCAUCUAUGUCAUGUAGCUCUGUCUCUUGUCCAGCAAGAAACUACAAUUGCUCGAAAACCCACAACAUCUUUUCUUAGUGUGAUCUGCUCUGCGUCCUCCUGCUAUCUGGUUCUGCAACGUGUUUUCUUAGCAUGCUCUCCUUCAGUAAAAUGCAAGGAUAGAUUAUUUGCCUGAAGAUGUGUGGGAAAUAUAUGGUUAUUCGUAUCUCCUAGUACAAAGGUUGCACGGUACCCUCCAGGCUGCACCGAUGUCUUCAAUUUUAUUGGACUAAAAAAUUUUCCCCCACUCCCCUUUGUUUCCUCAUGCUAGACAGCUCUUAACAUGUUGUUGGAUAGUUCUUUGGUUUGGUAAUAAAAUUCCUUAUUUGAU
Molecule: messenger RNA, 1701 nt
Organism: Rubroshorea leprosula
Lineage: Eukaryota; Viridiplantae; Streptophyta; Magnoliopsida; Malvales; Dipterocarpaceae
Source: the annotation of a GenBank genome assembly